CAACGUCAAUAUCUGUUUUCUAUAAGUUUUUUAGGGCUGAUAAAUAAAUAAAUCAUAGAAGUAGAAGCGCCAGCAAGAACGUGAAUUGAAUUGUCGAUUUGGUUAAUUCAGAGAGAAUUUAACCAUUAAAACAAUUUCAUAUUAAGGUUUAAUUGUAUUGCAGACUACUGUACUGUAAUCAUGACUCAAACAAAGCUUUCAUUGGCAUGGCAAUCAUUUAGGAAUAAUAUUUGCGAGGGUUUGAGUUCCUUCCAGCAGAGAGAAGAGUUUGUUGAUAUGACUCUGGCGGCGGAUGGUCACCUUGUAAAAGUUCAUCAGAUGGUCCUCUCGCUGGCCAGCCCAUACCUUAAGGAACUCAUAAAAUCAGCACCUUGUCCUCACCCCAUUUUGUUUUUAAAUCAAAUAUCAUACCCAAUACUAUGUUCUAUACUGGAGUACAUUUAUUCUGGUGAAGUGGUUGUAAAUAAAGAUGACAUUGGUGAACUAAUUCAGGCUGGGAAGGCUUUGCAUAUCAAGGGAUUUGAAGUUAUGGAUUUGAAUAACACUGAAAGAGGUGAUGGGGAUACUGACCAAAUGAUCCCAAGUUCAGAUGCUAAUGAUCUGGAUGUGCUUCCUUCAUCUGUCACAAUUGCUAGGAAAAGAAAAUUCAAUGAUGAUCCUAUUUGGACUGAAACUGUUGAUAUAGACAAAGGAGAUCAUAAUAAUACAGUGAUUAUACCACAAACAAAUAUGGAUGAAGACUACUUAGAUUCAACAGGACUCGACGAGAGUUUCGAGGAUCACACGCAAGAUAGGAAGGAAGUCCCGCUUAGAGCUAGUAUUAUAAAAAGCAAUGUACCAAGUGGUCCCACUGUACAGUACACUCUUUCGAACCAAGGUAACCUGCAGAUAAUAUUGAAUCGGUACAUGUAUAAUUUGGCAUAUGUUUACAAGAACACCUCUCCUCCGGCCAGAUUAUGGAAAUGUGUUGACGUGAAGAGUAAAAAAUGUAAAGCUUCCGUCACCACCAAAGAUGAUGUUGUAGUACAAAGGGUAGGCGCUCACAAACACCCAUUUCACGACAAGAAAAUCUUAAGGAAAGUUGAAAAUAAUAUUGUACGUACAGCGAUCAAGGAUGCAGAGAACAUGCAAAAUAGAACAGACGACACUGACGGACAUACAAAAAGAUUAUCCAGUGAGAGUCAGUGAACUAGCGACGGAAUGAAAUAUUGU
Molecule: messenger RNA, 1212 nt
Organism: Diatraea saccharalis (sugarcane borer)
Lineage: Eukaryota; Metazoa; Arthropoda; Insecta; Lepidoptera; Crambidae
Source: the annotation of a GenBank genome assembly